ACUAUUCAAUUUCAUGAGAUUGUAAAGGACGAUCAAUUUACAACGAUAAAAGCAGAAUGCUGAAGUCAACGUUCGAAUAUACCAAACAACGAAGAACAUUUGGACGUGAACCAAUUUUUUCAAUAGUGCAUGCGCAAAUGUUAGACUCCAUCGCCCCAAAUAAAGAAGAACAAAACCAAUACGUACUCCGCAAUCCUGUACACCGUGAAGCACAAGCAGUAUUGCCGCAAUCUGAACAUGAAGCUAAUACGAAGCAAUUGAUAAUUCGCGAGCAAGGCAUUAAUCAUGCUGAAGGCGGUUGGCCUCGGGACGUUCAAAGGGAGAAUGAAGAACACGUGCAACGCUACGUUCGUCGCUUAACUCACGAGGAUCACUAUAUUAAUGCAGUUGCGAACGCAUCUGGUGCCUUAAAGCACUGUUUAGACCAAAACAACGCCAUCGACAUGUAUACGAUCUAUUUUUCAAAUUUUCCAUCUCAAGAACCAGUCGAAAAAUACUGCAUACGAACCGUUAAUACAUUCCGUGAUGAUUUGCAUCGAAGUGUCUCAUGCUUAGAUUGGACACAUGACGUCAAUUCAAAGGUAGUAGCUUCACACUAUUAUUUCGCACAAGGAACGAAUCCUAGUCAAUUCUGCUGUCAUGUAUGGGACACACAAAAUCAAAACAAACCCGUACAUGAGCUAGAUCCAAGUCAUCCAUGUUGGCGACUUGCUUGCUCUCCUGUGGACCCUGAAAUUGUCAUAUGUGGUUUAGAAAAUGGUACAGUAUGCGUUUUCGAUAUCCGGGAAGGCCGGAAUUCUGUACUUCAAAGUUCGAUCUACAAUUCUCAUACCCAACCCAUCACAGGAUUACUCUACACACACAAUCGCACUGGUACGGAAUUUUAUACCGGCUCUCCAGAUGGACAAUGCAUGUGGUGGGAUAUCCGUGAUCUUUCUGAACCGACAGAUCGUGUUCCGAUUUCCAUUAAAUUAUCUUCUAAUCAAAAGCCAAGUUUAGCCAACGCUGAAGGUGUUAGUGCUAUUCAGUUCGAUAAAGGCGUUCCUACUAAAUUCUUAGUUGGAACCGAAACUGGAUAUGUUGUUAAUGGAAACCGUAUGGGUAAAACUCAUUCUGAGGUUUUAUAUUCAUAUUAUAAAACUCACGAAGGAGUCGUUCGCAAAGUACAACGCAGCCCGUGUACUUUUAGAAUGUUUUUGACUUGCGGUGAAUGGGAUGUGCGCAUUUGGAGUGAAGAAGUAAGAACAGCGCCCAUUAUAGUCACUAAACCAUACAAAUACGAAGUAGUUGACGCAGCUUGGGCACCACAACGAUAUUCUAGCUACAUGGCAGUGUGUAACGGCGGGAUAAUCUAUUAUUGGGAUUUCCUUCGCAAGUACAAAGAUCCAGUCGCUGCUUUACAACUAUCAUCUCAUCCUCUCACCACUGUUGCGCCACACCCUGACGGCGAACUAGUUAUAACAGGUGAUGAAAAUGGUACUAUAUUUUUAUUGCAUUUGUCGGAAAAUAUGGCAUUUCCCGACGUAAACAACAAAUCUCUUAUGGGUAAAACUUACGAAAGGGAAACAAAACGUGAACAUAUUUUGGAUAAUCGAGUCAAAGAAAUUAAUUUAAAGAAACGAGAAGAAGAAGCAGCCACUGCCGCAGCGGCUAUUUCGGAAGAAGAAAUUCUAGAAGAAGAAGAUCCAGAUAGAGAAACUGAAGAGGAAUAUUUUAGAAUCGUAAAAGAGGAGCUGUAUAAUAUGUACGGAACAUCAGAAAUUGGUGAUCUCUCUAGUCCUGAUCAUAAUUAAAUAAAAAGAAAUAUCGAGUUCUUAGUAAAAAGAGUAAAAAGAAAUACUUAUACACGUACAUUCAUUUGAUGAAAACAAUGUACUAAUACUAAUAAAUUC
Messenger RNA from Hyposmocoma kahamanoa, 1892 nucleotides. Its product is annotated as dynein intermediate chain 3, ciliary-like. The record is from RefSeq and is a predicted model, not a curated record. Gene Ontology annotation, molecular function: dynein light chain binding; dynein heavy chain binding. The transcript has a single exon. NCBI's taxonomy places the organism in Eukaryota, Metazoa, Arthropoda, Insecta, Lepidoptera, Cosmopterigidae. Bases 57 to 1793 code for a protein of 578 amino acids. Gene Ontology annotation, biological process: cilium movement; outer dynein arm assembly. Gene Ontology annotation, cellular component: outer dynein arm.